Saccostrea cuccullata (small rock oyster) is the source of this 2093-nucleotide messenger RNA. RefSeq names its product solute carrier family 49 member 4 homolog. The record is from RefSeq and is a predicted model, not a curated record. Gene Ontology annotation, cellular component: membrane; intracellular membrane-bounded organelle. Lineage: Eukaryota; Metazoa; Mollusca; Bivalvia; Ostreida; Ostreidae. The transcript has 12 exons. Gene Ontology annotation, biological process: transmembrane transport. Gene Ontology annotation, molecular function: transmembrane transporter activity. Bases 291 to 1763 code for a protein of 490 amino acids.
UAUGAAUGGAAGUCUGUUAUUAAUUGAAAAUACGUCGUAAAUAUAGCUGAACUUGGAGUUGAAGAUCUAUUCAUAUCAUUUUAAAGAUUAUGAAUGAAUUUUGCUUCAUAUUGAUACAAAAAUAGGUCUGCUGAUAAUGGAGCGCAAUUGGUACCCAUUGCAAUUCAAACAGAUUUUUUAUAGACUUCGUCAUUAUAUAAAAUUACAUAAAAGACGAAGAACUUCGUGUUAAUUUCUAUAUAAUUCUUUUCCACAGAGAAACGAACAAAGUUGCCACGUAACAAACAAAAAUGUCUACGAAAAAUCUGCUCUUGAAUGAGGAGUCUCCACCGUCCUAUCAGUCCAUAUACCCAGCGGAAGUAACCGUAACGACAGGAGAGAAUGAGAUUCGAACCACAGUGACCCACCAGUCUGUUAUAGACCCGGACACAGAAACACACGUUUAUAAGCGGCGCUGGUACGUGUUGAUAGUGUAUUCUCUCCUAGCCUUUACACAGGGGGGUUACUGGAACACAUGGGGACCAAUCGCAGCGACAUCUGAGGACGCAUUCGGUUGGUCUGACGCGGACAUCGCACUCUUGUCAAACUGGGGACCCAUAUCAUAUGUUUUGGCUGCCUUCGUCAUGUCAUGGGUUGUUGAUGUUAAAGGACUUAGAUGGUCGUGCUUAAGCACGGCGGUUAUGGUGGCUCUUGGUGCCGGUGUGAGAUGUAUAACGGACCGGCCUCCUUAUGUUACUUGGACGGUUAACAUUGGUCAGUUUCUGAACGGUUUGGCGGGCCCGGUUGCCAUGGGUGUUCCGCCAGCUUUGUCAGCGUUGUGGUUCCCUGUAAAAGAGCGCACCACAGCCACAGCACUUGCCACUAUACUUAAUGGCCUAGGUGUUGGCGUCGCCUUCUCGCUUGGUCCAUAUAUGGUAAAAGACAGAACAUCAAAUACUAACUCUACAAUGCGUAAUACAUCAUGGAUUAACAUGACAGAUGAUGAAAGAAUUUCUCAAGAAAGACACGAUAUUAUGAUGUAUAUGUAUGUAGAAGCUGCCUGGGCCGUCUUUAUCCUCCUCCUGAUACUUAUUUACUUCCCAGCUAAGCCCCCCAAACCCCCGACACUGUCAGCCUCUGUGGAGAGGAUGGACUUCAAGACGGGCGCCAAAUGUCUCGUCAGAAAUGUUCGGUUCUGGAUUAUAUGUGCUACAUACGGUAUAUCUCUGGGAGUCUUCAACUGCUGGCAGAGUGUUCUGGAUGUCAUCCUUAAACCUCACAACAUUGACGAGAACGAGGCCGGAUGGUUGGGUUUUUACUCCAUUCUUGCAGGUUGUGUUGGAUCUGUAAUAUUAGCAAAAUUCGCAGACGUGUUUUCGCGCCACAUGAAGAUGUUUCUGUUACUUCUGUACAUAAGCGGAAGUGCGUGUUUCGUCUGGUUCACUCUUCUCAUCAAUGGAACCAUUCCCGACUCCACAUAUUCUUUGUAUGUCGCCAUUAUCCUUGCUACACUCCUCCUUAAUGCCAGCGUGCCCCUGUAUUACGAGAUGGCCUGUGAGGUGACCUAUCCCGUGGCGGAGGGGAUCACCAACUUCGUACUGACACUCGUCAAUAACAUAGGGGGACUGGUAUUCCUUCUCGUCGGCAUGAUACCACACAUAGGAACAGCUUGGGCGAACUGGGCGUGUUUGGGUGCCAUUGUGUCCUGUAUCCCUGUCUUAUUACUCAUCAAAGAGAACUACAACCGUCUAGAAGUAGACGAAAUCAAAGGAGAAGAAACGUGACAGAAGAUUCCUUAGGGAGAGAAGAUUUCAAUGAGAUAAUUUUCUGUGUAUAUAUGGACUGAGUAGACGUGUUAUACAUCAGUGUUUAUUUCUGACACUGGAGUCGCUCCUAAAAUUCUGGAGGAGACAAUUACAGGAUCAGUUUUUCGAAUUUCCAAAUACUCACUUUAUACCAUAAAUAUUACUUUGUCAAAAAUACAUAGGAUUGUUCAUCAAAGAUGUAUGGGACUAUAUUUUUAUAUCAUGCUUUUGCAGAGACUUGCUAGAUGUCGUUUGAGAUGAAUAUAGAAUACAUGUAGUUAGUAACCUACAUGUAUAUUAUACAGUGUA